UGCACAUCUUACACGUCUUAACAUCCAUAAAGGGUAUUGUUCGAUCUCUGAGAACUUUGAUUGGAUGCUCAGGACAUCCUGUAUGUUGCUGUAUGAGUAUAAAUCUGACGCAUCUUCUCUCUCUGCAUCAGCUUGAUUCUCCGGGGAUCCUGCGCUGCGACUGCUCUACACCACAGCAUCAAGACUCUGAACAACUCACUGCAAAGACUACUGUUAAAACAACCUGUUCAUUUACUCAGAUCAACAAGGUGAUGGAGAUCCACGCGUCUGCUGUGAUUCUGCUGCUGAUCUUGGCUGCUUCUUUCACUGCUUAUGGAGAUGAACAACCACCACCAGACAUAAAUCCUCGUUAUCAAAAAUUCCUCAGUCAGCAUGUGGGUCUUCGAGUGAGUGAGCAUGCUUGUGACAGAGAAAUCAGAAAGAGAGAUAUCACUGCCUCUGGAACUGAAAAUGGCUGCAAAGAAGUCAACACUUUCAUAAAAGCAAAAAAGGAUAUUAUUAGAGUAGUUUGUGGCAAAGGAGGAACUCCACAGGGCAAAAAUCUGUUUAAGAGCAACAAGCCUUUUCCUGUGGUCACAUGUAAAUUAAAAAGUGGGCAGAGACACCCAAAUUGCCAAUAUAGAGGGAAGAAGUCCACUCGUUACAUUGUUUUGGGGUGUGAUAGAGGAUGGCCUGUACAUUACGAGGAAGGCAUAAUUUAAUGCAUAGAUGACAGGCGAAAUAGAGCCUCACAAUGAUUUACAAUAUUUUGCUAAUCGUUUGUUCACCAUUUUUUUUCUGUCAAAAAAGUGCAUUGGCUUUUAACUAUAUUUUCAGAUGUGCUGUUAAUAUGCAAACCACUGCUUGAUACAGUUUAAAGUCAACCAAUGAGGCACAGCUGUGAACAAUAGAUUUAUAACAUUGUGUGUUGUGCCUUAAAAAGCUAUAUUACAUUGCUUAUUAUAUUGGAGUAAUAGAUAAUUGACCUCUAUCAUUAUAGUACUCUGUAGGAUGGGGAAUAAAGUCUCUCAUAUCAUUGCGAACCAGUCUGUUUUUACAUUCAUUAAGCAUAAUGUUCAAAUUGUAUUUAACUUUAAUUAUAUAUUCUUCAUAACCUUUCUGAGGUCUUCACUUCUUCAUGCAAGUCUCUGUUUGUAAUUGUGCAUUUGUGUGCAAAUCAUGUACAUGAUUCAGCUAGUCUAACACAAUUUUAAGCACUCGUUUAACAAUUAUUUGGCAUUUAAAAAUAAUAAUAAUAAUAAUAACAAUAAUAGAGAGUAGUGGAUGUGCAAAAAUAUAUGAGGAUAAGAAAGAUAAAGAUGUUCAACACCUGUCUCUAAUCUUCAAAUAAAACGUCUCUACUACCCUUAAACUC
Carassius auratus (goldfish) is the source of this 1354-nucleotide messenger RNA. Its product is annotated as ribonuclease-like 3. The transcript has 2 exons. Gene Ontology annotation, biological process: angiogenesis; defense response to Gram-positive bacterium; defense response to Gram-negative bacterium. Lineage: Eukaryota; Metazoa; Chordata; Actinopteri; Cypriniformes; Cyprinidae. Gene Ontology annotation, molecular function: RNA nuclease activity; nucleic acid binding. Bases 93 to 701 code for a protein of 202 amino acids. The record is from RefSeq and is a predicted model, not a curated record.